UAUCUGCAGGAAUGAUUGCCGCUAUCAGUCUCGCGUUCACCGCCCGGCUGAGGAGGUGAAAGUUUCUCCCCAGGAAGAUAAACCGCAAAAGACAAUAUUGUGCAUGAUUUGCGCCUUUUUUUUGCGGAGCGAAAAAAAAAAAAAAAAGGCCCCCCGAAAAAAAAAAUCGGGUGAGUGUGGGGAAGCUCGAAGAGGAGAGAGAAACAAUCUCUCGGCCACUUUGCAACAUUCCUAUAGCCAAAAAAAUCACUGAAGGAAGUUUCUUUUUUGUUUUGGUUUUUUUUUUAAUUUUUUUUUUUUUUUUGCUGCCUGUGUUGAACUCUCGCCGUUAUUGUUAUUUGCAGCCAGUUUAUUUUUGAGCUCACCCAACCCCCCCUCCCCACUUAAACCUCCCUGAAAAGUCAAAGCAGAGAGACAGUGAAUAUUUUUGGGGCACGUUUUUAUUAUUAUUAUUAUUUGCAACUGGGAAGAUCUCUUCCCCCCUUCCGCACCAGCCUUUUUUUUUUUCCUUUUUUUUUUUUCCUUCCCCCUGCGCUGAUGCCGAAGGGGGUGUUUUUGAUGUGGUUGCUUUGGUGGUGAUCGUCGCUGACUUUCCAAAGAGGGUGUUUUCGCCGCCGCUGCUGCUGCUGCUGCUUCUCUCCGCGUUGUGUGUGUGCGCGCGUGCUUUUUUUUUGGUUGCUGCAUCGACGCUGGGAAGAUGCUUCUGGAUGCUGGACCGCAGUAUCCCGCCAUAGGAGUCACUACCUUCGGAUCCUCUCGCCACCACUCCACGGCCGAUGUCACGGACAGAGAAGUGGGGCUGGGGAUCAACCCCUUCGCCGACGGCAUGGGCGCCUUCAAAAUCAACCCCAGCACCCACGAGCUGGCCUCGGCCGGCCAGACCGCCUUCACCUCUCAGGCGCCCGGCUACGCGGCGGCGGCCCUGGGGCACCACCACCACCCGACCCAUGUCAGCUCCUAUUCCAGCGCCGCCUUCAACUCCACCCGGGACUUUCUGUUCCGCAACCGCGGCUUCGGGGAGGCGGCGGCAGCCAGCGCCCAGCACAGCCUCUUCGCCUCCGCCGCCGGCAGCUUCGCCGGACCCCACGGACACACAGAUGCCGCGGGACAUAUACUUUUCCCGGGGCUGCACGAACAAGCCACCAGCCACGCUUCGCCCAACGUGGUGAACGGGCAGAUGCGCCUGGGCUUCUCCGGAGACAUGUACGGCAGACCCGACCAGUACGGCCAGGUCACCAGCCCCCGCUCCGAGCACUACGCCUCGACCCAGCUGCACGGCUACGGCCACAUGAACAUGAACAUGGCAGCCCACCACGGGGCAGGGGCCUUCUUUCGUUACAUGAGGCAGCCCAUCAAACAGGAACUCAUCUGUAAGUGGAUUGAGCCCGAGCAAUUGUCAAACCCCAAAAAGUCCUGCAACAAAACUUUCAGCACGAUGCACGAGCUGGUGACUCAUGUCACGGUGGAGCACGUUGGAGGACCCGAGCAGUCCAAUCACAUAUGUUUCUGGGAAGAGUGUCCGAGAGAAGGGAAACCUUUCAAGGCCAAAUAUAAACUUGUAAAUCACAUCAGAGUCCACACAGGUGAAAAACCUUUCCCCUGCCCUUUCCCAGGCUGUGGCAAAGUGUUUGCCAGAUCAGAGAAUCUCAAAAUACACAAAAGAACUCAUACAGGUGAAAAACCAUUUAAGUGUGAGUUCGAGGGCUGUGACAGGCGCUUUGCAAACAGCAGCGACCGCAAAAAGCACAUGCAUGUGCACACUUCCGACAAGCCCUAUCUCUGCAAAAUGUGCGACAAGUCCUACACGCACCCCAGCUCCCUCCGAAAGCACAUGAAGGUCCAUGAAUCAUCCUCGCAGGGGUCCCAGCCUUCUCCCGCCGCCAGCUCAGGCUACGAGUCCUCCACCCCUCCAACCAUCGUGUCUCCAUCCACAGAAAACCAGACUGCCAGCUCCUUAUCCCCUUCCUCCUCCGCAGUCCAUCACACGUCCAGCCACAGCACGCUUACAUCAAAUUUUAACGAAUGGUACGUCUAAAACGCUAAAACAAAACAACAACAACAACAAAACACAAACCGAAACAAAAAAAAAAAAGCCCCAAGCGAGCAAACAAAUACCCUAUUUAAAGACUCCAAAAUAAUGGACACUCUGAAUUCAAAAUUUAAAUGAGCAAACAAAAAUAAAAUGCUGCCAGUAGACCCAGGACUGAGUAAAAUGAAGACUUAAUUUUUAAAAAUAUUUUUCUUUUUUUUGUCCUCCAUUAUUUCUCUCUCUGUCUCUUUUUUUUUUUUUUUAAUUUUUCCUUUUUUUUUUUUCUUUUAUUUUUUUUUUUCCUGACUGUUCUGCUCUGUUCCAAGGCUUGGUAGGCGAAGGGGUUAGUAGAAUGCAUACGAAGACAAGGUUACCAGGGCAAAUGCCAACUGUGUAGGGCUUCACUGGAAACCACUGAUUAGAGAUCGCCAACUGCAUGUCUGCUCGGGCAGCGGCCUUCCCCCCCAUCCCCUCUUGUAAAUACAGAAUUAUUAGCAUCAAAAACAAAACGACAAAAAAAGUGUACUGUUUGAUUUUGUAAAUAGUUAUAUCGCAAGUUGAAUAAGGGGAUAUGUGGAUUUGUGGUCUUUGCAUAUAUGUGGGGGGAGGGGCGG
Zonotrichia leucophrys gambelii is the source of this 2643-nucleotide messenger RNA. RefSeq names its product Zic family member 1 (gene ZIC1). The transcript has 3 exons. NCBI's taxonomy places the organism in Eukaryota, Metazoa, Chordata, Aves, Passeriformes, Passerellidae. Gene Ontology annotation, molecular function: RNA polymerase II cis-regulatory region sequence-specific DNA binding; DNA-binding transcription factor activity, RNA polymerase II-specific. Gene Ontology annotation, cellular component: nucleus. The record is from RefSeq and is a predicted model, not a curated record. Gene Ontology annotation, biological process: regulation of transcription by RNA polymerase II. Bases 698 to 2035 code for a protein of 445 amino acids.